Molecule: messenger RNA, 1668 nt
Organism: Hippoglossus stenolepis (Pacific halibut)
Lineage: Eukaryota; Metazoa; Chordata; Actinopteri; Pleuronectiformes; Pleuronectidae
Gene: mest
Product: mesoderm specific transcript
Exons: 12
Coding region: 192-1172 (326 amino acids)
Molecular function (GO): catalytic activity
Source: RefSeq, a predicted model, not a curated record
CCUGCAGGCAGCUGGACUCUCCAGCCUGAAAAGCAACACAUAUUAAAGGAGUCAGAAAGUGGAGCGGAGUGAGAGCUCUGCGUGUGUCUCCCCUCCCUGUGCUUCCGCUCUGCAGUAAUGGGUCGUGAACACAGGACGAAGGUUGAACACUGAUCCGCACAUUUCUCUGCAGGAAUGACACUGAGCUCAUCAUGAGAGAGUGGUGGAUCCAUGUGGCUCUGAUCUGUGUCCCCCUGGUGGCCGUUUACCUGCACAUCCCCCCGCCGCAGCCGUCACCUGCCCUGCAGCAGUGGCACAGCUCCGGGGAGGAGUUCACCUUCAGAGGCUGGACGGUCUUCUAUAGAGACUCCUACGGGGCUUUGGGAAGCUCUGAUGUCAUCAUUCUGCUCCACGGCUUCCCCACUUCCAGCUACGACUGGAACAAGAUCUGGGAGCCGCUCACUCAGCGCUUCAAUCGAGUCAUUGCUCUGGACUUCCUGGGGUUCGGCUUCAGCGACAAACCGCGACCACACAGCUACUCCAUCUUCGAGCAGGCCAGCGUGGUGGAGGCUCUGGUGGCCCACCUGGGUCUGAGCCACCAGAGACUCAACGUGCUGUCACAUGACUACGGAGACACCGUGGCUCUGGAGCUGCUCUACAGGAGCGACCAGAACCGCACAGGUCACCUGACCUUCAACAGCCUGUGUCUCUCUAACGGAGGAAUCUUCCCAGAGACACACCACCCGCGGCUGCUGCAGACGCUUCUGAAGGACUCCGGCUUCCUGUCUCCUCUUCUGAUGCGUCUCACCAACUACAUGAUCUUCCAGAAGGGAAUCGGUGACGUGUUCGGUCCGUACACGCAGCCCACGGACGCCGAGUUCUGGGACAUGUGGACGGGUUUGCGCCACAAUGACGGCAACCUAGUUUUAGACAGUGUUCUCCAGUACAUCAACCAGAGAUUAAAACACAGGGAGCGAUGGGUGGGCGCGCUCACUUCCACCUUCGUGCCACUGCACAUGAUCUACGGACCCCUGGACCCAGUCAACCCUCAUCCACAUUUCAUCCGUCUUUACCAGCAGCUGGUCCAGAGGUCCACCUUCACCGUCUUGGACCAGCACAUCAGUCACUAUCCUCAGCUGGAAGAUCCCACCGGCUUCCUCAACGCAUAUUUCAACUUCAUCCACUCUUUCUGAACGAUGCUCAAACUGGGACGAAUCAUCACAUGUGGUGAAAACACCACCACCACGAUGAUCGAGUCCCAACUGACGGGUUCAUUAACCAGCAUUAACCCCAGAGAUGUUAGUUACUGCCGUAGAAGACUUGAGAUGAGCUAAAUAAACAAGUAAUGCAAACUGAGUGAGAAAUGUGUUGAACCCUGUGAGGAAGCAUGAUAAUGUCGAUUAGAUCUAAUUGUGUGAGGUUUUAGAUAUUUUAGGGCAUAAUGAUAGGAAUGAAAAGGGGACAGAACAAAGUCGGAAUCGAACCUGCUCAAACCGCCAUAUUUUGGGCACCUGCUCCACCUGCUGAGCUGGCAGGGGUCCGCUGGUGCAAUCUCAUUUUGAUUCCCUCCAUAUUCUGUUUGUCGGGUCCUGUGAUCAGCUGCAUUUGGCCUGAAUUUUGAUAUGAUUUUCUACAUUUCUCUUGUCAAUGAGUCUUCAAAUAAACCUAGUUUUGUAAAAAAUCAUGUUU